Zymoseptoria tritici IPO323 is the source of this 2102-nucleotide messenger RNA. RefSeq lists its product as uncharacterized. The transcript is spliced from 2 exons. Gene Ontology annotation, biological process: proteolysis. Gene Ontology annotation, molecular function: aspartic-type endopeptidase activity. NCBI's taxonomy places the organism in Eukaryota, Fungi, Ascomycota, Dothideomycetes, Mycosphaerellales, Mycosphaerellaceae. Bases 156 to 2000 code for a protein of 614 amino acids. The record is from RefSeq and is a predicted model, not a curated record.
UUGCGCUUCUUCUCCUCCUCACACCAUCCAUCUUCGCGAGCAUCGCACUCCCUCUGUCGCUUGAUGUGCCGCCCUGAAAGAGAGCGAUACACCCGCGUGUUCCACUGCGACCCAUUCCAUCCCCGCUGACCCGCGACUCUCGACCGCGCUUCGCCAUGAAGUCCAGACCAUCCACGACGAGGCCCGCCUCUACGACCUCCACGACCGCCAUCUGCACCUUCCUUCUCCUCGCCGCACCGCAUGUCGCUUCCGCUUUCUCAUUCCCCGCGCUGAGAUCGUACACAUCUUCGAGGGCAUCGGAACUUCUAUACAAAAGAGCGGAUCAGAAUGCGACUACAAUACCGGCGGCCAUUGAGGUAGCACCCAGUCAAUACUGGGAUGGCAUUGACGGGCCAUGGUCAUCUUUCCCGCUGCAGGUGGGCACUGCGGCUCAGAACAUCCGAGUACAGCCAGGUACAUCAUCACCAGUCAUCGCUACCAUCGCCGCAGACGGAUGCCCCGGCUUCUGGCCGGCGACAUGUCCGAACGAUCGUGGGUUUCUGUUCUUGCCGAACGAGUCCUUGACGUGGGUGCCGAACAGCAUUUUCCAGAUGGGAGUGGGAAUCAACUUGGGCUUGGAUACCACUACAGAUGCCGGCUUUGAUACCGUCACGCUGGGCUGGCAAGGCACCAAUGGCCCAACGGUGCAGCAUUCUACCAUAUUUAAUGUGGUAUUGCCAAAUUACUGGAUCGGCAUCUUCGGAUUGAGACCCCAGCCCUCUAAUUUCUCAACAUAUAGAGAUCCUCAGCCGUCGUUCAUGCAGCAAUUGGUCAACAACAAUACCAUCCCAUCAUUGUCGUAUGGCUACACUGCCGGGAACCAAUAUCGGCUCAAUCAGGUCUACGGCUCACUGGUGCUGGGAGGCUACGAUGCGAAUCGAUUCGAUGCGACCAAGAAUUUAUCAAUCCCCAUGUACCAAGACACUGAUCGCGAAUUGCUGGUCAACUUGCAAGCAAUCACGACCGAUGCCGGAUCACCCUCGAAUCUCCUGCCCGACGGCGCGAUCGACAUUCUCAUUGACUCGACCUUUGCGCCGAUAUAUCUACCGGAAUCUGCGUGCGACGCAUUCGAGAAGGCGUUCAAUCUCACAUUCGACAAAAACGAUGGGUAUUAUCUGGUCGAUGACUCGCAGCACGAUGCUUUACUAGCGCAAAAUGCCAACGUCACGUUCAAGAUCGGGUCGCAAUCGAGCGACAACCCUGUGGACAUCGUGUUGCCGUACAAAGCGUUCGACUUGACGCUCAAGUGGCCCGCAGUCACGACAAGUCCUACGAAUCAAUCGCACUACUUCCCCUUGAAGCGUGCCGUCAACAGUACGCAAUACACGCUUGGUCGCACGUUCCUCCAGGAGGCAUACAUCAUCGUCGACUAUGACAAGUCCAACUUUACCGUUGCGCCCUGCACCUGGGACGCGCAGAAAGUAGCAAAAUCCAGCAUCAAGUCGAUCCUGCGGGCCAACGAGACAGCGGCAGCGAACGACAGCGGCUCUGGAACACCGACCGCUGCCAUUGCCGGAGGGGUGGUCGGCGGUCUAGCAGGCGCAGCUUUGGUUCUCGGCGCCAUCCUCUUCUGGCUGCGAAGGAGAAAGUCUGGCGAGAAGAAACGCCUGGCAGAACUCGAGGGCAAAGACGCCAACGGCGUCGACAAAAACAGCAGCAUCAAUUCCAAGGACGGAAAACCACUCAUUUCUGCUCCAUUUGGAGGUGAGCUGGGAGGAGACGGAGAGAUCCACGAGAUGAAUGGCGCGCACAAGCAAUUGCCGCAGGAGUUGGGAGCGCCGUACCGUGUUGAUCCGAACAAGCAUGGGUACUCAGAGGUGGGAGGUGGUGGAGAGUUCUUUGCGCCUGCCAAGGGCGUGCCGGCGGAGAUGCGGCAAGGGACGCCGAUUUAUGAGAUGGCGGGUUCGGAUGUACAGGAAUUGCCGGCGUCGACGCAUCGGCCUUCGAUGGAGAAGCGGUAGGAUGUGUUCGUUCAAUGCUAUUUUGUACAGAUAUACCAGCCGAUACUGGCGCUAUUUAUGGGUGGGCUUCACGUCGUCGGAAUUCAAAAUGUUCAUGCGGAG